AUGCAGAACAGCUCGGUUGCGCCUUCAACAGCAACGGCGCAGCAAUUAGCUACGGCCUCAAGCAGUACAAGAGCAACCUGGUCGUCGCCCUCGCCCUUGAUGUCACUCUCCAGUUCGAUGACGAGUGGGAAGCCAAAUGGCGGAACCGGCCCGUCUUCGCCAGCGGAUUUCCCCAAAUAUAGCGCUUCGACGGAGGAGAUAUUGAAGAGAGUCGUGGGCGCAAAUGCGGCAAGAGCAGGGACACCGGGCUACGAAGCUGCGAGGGAGUCGAUACUGAAGAACAUGGUUACAAGCGACCGGUUAGGUACACCUGCUCAGCCUGUGCUAUCAUCGCGUGGACGUGGUGGAGGAAGAGGUGGUCGACCAACCGCAGGAAGUCCGCUCGCAAAUGGUGAAAGCAUAAACGGUACAAGCACGUCUGCUGCCGGCAUGACACCGACUGGUACAAAAGGAAGGGGACGUGGGCGAGGGCGCGGUAGCAGAGGCGGAGGAAGGGGAGGCAAGAGAAAACGAGAGGAUAACUCCGACGAGGACGAUGCAGUAGACGACGACUCAGACACAUCGGAGAACUACACCCCACAGAUCACGCAGACAAAAUCGGGUCGCCAAGUAUCGAAACCAACGCAAUUCGUCCCCGUUUUACCGUCACCGUCAUCGGGAACUAAGCGCAAAAGAACGCACAUCAAGAAGCCAGAGCUGAUCGUUUGUAAGAUUUGUUCGCGGGCAACGAGCCAGAGUGGAAACUUCAUAGUCUACUGCGAUGGUUGUAAUUCGCCAUAUCACCAGUAUUGCCAUGACCCUCCGAUCGGCAAGGAUGUCGUCAAGAUUCAGGACAAAGAGUGGUUGUGCUCCGAAUGCUCAAAAGCAAGGCUGUCAUCGCAAGCUACGAGUGCAGUCGCGGGGUCUGGACUGACACUCAACUCUCUAGUCGCUGCCCCUGAAUUGAAUCCAGAUGAAAAACGCCAGUACUUCUCCUCUCUCCCGUCUAGCACACUCGUUGAUCUCCUAUGCCAUUCGGCCUCCCUCCACCCCAACCUCCCAGUCUUCACCUCAAACGCUCGUAUGAAACUCAACGACAUCAAUCACGCUACCAACGGAACGACAUCUCUAGCCCCCUCAUCACUCCUCAAACCACCCCAAUCCAACAGCAACGCACAAAGUACAUCUUCGCUCUCAUCACCACCCGCGUCGACUGACUCUCUUCCAUCCGCCCUUACCACAGCAGCAUUGAAUUCAGGCUCUGCGCCUACAAGCGUACCCCUGACAGAUGCGUACGACGAGGACUAUGACACGGGUCACUUUCCGAAACCAGGAAAUGGGCUGGCGCGAACGCUGAGGCCGGAGAGCGAGGAUUUCAAGUGGUUGGUCGAUGACAACUUUGAGGUGUUUAGUCACAACGACACAUAUGGCGAGCCGGACGGCGUGAACGGGUUCGACUGA
This is a messenger RNA of Pseudovirgaria hyperparasitica, 1440 nucleotides long. RefSeq lists its product as uncharacterized. Gene Ontology annotation, cellular component: nucleus. Gene Ontology annotation, molecular function: DNA binding; chromatin binding. Bases 1 to 1440 code for a protein of 479 amino acids. The transcript has 3 exons. Gene Ontology annotation, biological process: chromatin organization; regulation of DNA-templated transcription. NCBI's taxonomy places the organism in Eukaryota, Fungi, Ascomycota, Dothideomycetes, Acrospermales, Acrospermaceae. The record is from RefSeq and is a predicted model, not a curated record.